This is a messenger RNA of Coniophora puteana RWD-64-598 SS2, 477 nucleotides long. Its product is annotated as histone-fold-containing protein. The transcript is spliced from 3 exons. Bases 81 to 392 code for a protein of 103 amino acids. Gene Ontology annotation, biological process: nucleosome assembly. The record is from RefSeq and is a predicted model, not a curated record. Gene Ontology annotation, cellular component: nucleosome. Lineage: Eukaryota; Fungi; Basidiomycota; Agaricomycetes; Boletales; Coniophoraceae. Gene Ontology annotation, molecular function: structural constituent of chromatin; protein heterodimerization activity; DNA binding.
CUCUGCGUCAACUCUAAGCAAGCCUCGGCUUCCCAACACAACUGCUUUAACUCUUUCUCACCAACACUUUUCAACUCGACAUGUCUGGCCGUGGCAAGGGUGGCAAGGGUCUCGGAAAGGGCGGAGCCAAGCGUCAUCGCAAGAUUCUCCGCGACAACAUCCAGGGCAUCACGAAGCCCGCUAUCCGUCGUCUUGCGCGCCGUGGUGGUGUGAAGCGUAUUUCUGGUCUCAUCUACGAGGAGACCCGUGGUGUUCUCAAGAUCUUCCUUGAAAACGUCAUCCGUGACUCUGUCACGUACACCGAGCACGCCAAGCGGAAGACGGUGACUGCUCUCGAUGUCGUCUACGCCCUUAAGCGGUCAGGACGCACGCUCUACGGUUUCGGUGCUUAGAUCCUAUAGACCUGGACAUGAUUUGCUAUUUAUGUAUUUUGUAGAGUACUGUAUUUUAUCAAUCUAAGUUCCUUGUCCUUGGGAU